Messenger RNA from Hypoxylon trugodes, 2019 nucleotides. RefSeq names its product beta-tubulin. The record is from RefSeq and is a predicted model, not a curated record. Gene Ontology annotation, cellular component: microtubule; cytoplasm. Gene Ontology annotation, molecular function: GTP binding; structural constituent of cytoskeleton; GTPase activity. Lineage: Eukaryota; Fungi; Ascomycota; Sordariomycetes; Xylariales; Hypoxylaceae. The coding region runs from base 263 to 1606 and encodes 447 amino acids. Gene Ontology annotation, biological process: mitotic cell cycle; microtubule cytoskeleton organization. The transcript has 6 exons.
GCCUAAAAAAAUCACACCAGGCAAGACCCAGGCCAGGCACAACACAAACCACAACUCUUCCUCAAACAGCCCUGGAGCUACCACGCUACCUCUCUCUCUACUUUUACUUUACUUACCCACACCGCUCCUCUCCCUUUUUAAAUCUUCCCUCUACUUCUGCCAUUACCAUCUUCAAGAACCGCAUCUUAUUUUUCCCUUCCCUACUCUACUUGCCAGAUACCUCUUAGUUGUGUUCGAUACACCGUAAUUAAUCACCAUCAAAAUGCGUGAGAUCGUUCACCUCCAGACCGGCCAAUGCGGUAACCAAAUUGGUGCCGCCUUCUGGCAAACCAUCUCUGGCGAGCACGGUCUCGACAGCAAUGGCGUCUACAACGGAACUUCCGAGCUCCAGCUCGAGCGCAUGAGCGUCUACUUUAACGAGGCAUCUGGUAACAAAUACGUUCCUCGCGCCGUCCUCGUCGAUCUCGAACCCGGUACCAUGGACGCCGUUCGCGCCGGUCCUUUCGGACAACUUUUCCGCCCCGACAACUUCGUCUUCGGUCAGUCCGGUGCUGGAAACAACUGGGCCAAGGGUCACUACACGGAAGGUGCUGAGCUAGUCGACAACGUUCUUGACGUCGUUCGUCGUGAGGCCGAGGCUUGCGACUGCCUCCAGGGUUUCCAGAUCACCCACUCUCUCGGUGGUGGUACUGGUGCUGGUAUGGGUACUCUAUUGAUCUCCAAGAUCCGCGAAGAGUUCCCCGACCGCAUGAUGGCUACUUUCUCGGUCGUUCCCUCUCCUAAGGUUUCCGACACCGUCGUUGAGCCUUACAAUGCUACUCUCUCCGUCCACCAGCUGGUCGAGAACUCCGACGAGACCUUCUGCAUUGACAACGAGGCUCUCUACGACAUCUGCAUGCGUACUCUUAAGCUAUCCAACCCCUCGUACGGUGACCUGAACCACCUGGUUUCCGCUGUCAUGUCCGGUGUUACUACUUGCUUGCGAUUCCCUGGUCAGCUAAACUCAGAUCUACGCAAGCUCGCUGUAAACAUGGUUCCGUUCCCUCGUCUCCACUUCUUCAUGGUUGGAUUCGCUCCUCUAACCAGCCGUGGUGCUUACACUUUCCGUGCUGUCACCGUUCCUGAGUUGACUCAGCAAAUGUUCGACCCCAAGAACAUGAUGGCUGCUUCUGACUUCCGUAACGGUCGCUACCUAACGUGCUCUGCCAUCUUCCGUGGCAAGGUCACUGGUAAGGAGGUUGAGGACCAGAUGCGCAACGUCCAGAACAAAAAUUCGUCCUACUUCGUUGAGUGGAUCCCCAACAACGUCCAGACCGCCCUUUGCUCGAUUCCUCCUCGCGGUCUUAAGAUGUCGUCUACCUUCGUCGGUAACUCGACUGCCAUCCAGGAGCUUUUCAAGCGUAUCGGUGAGCAAUUCACUGCUAUGUUCCGACGAAAGGCUUUCUUGCAUUGGUACACUGGUGAGGGUAUGGACGAGAUGGAGUUUACUGAAGCCGAGUCCAAUAUGAACGACUUGGUUAGUGAGUACCAGCAGUACCAGGAUGCUGGUGUCGAUGAGGAAGAAGAGGAGUACGAGGAGGAAGUCCCCGUUGAGGGAGAUGAGUAAAUUUCUCCAUGAUAUACCCCAUUUUCCAGGAACAGGACACCUCAGUUUGUUGACGCGGUACGGAUGGAAAGCUGGCAUGUUCUCACGUUUUGGUGGUUCCCCAUCCCCCUAUACUAUUCUCUUGCGCCCCUCCUCAUGACCCGGACCUUCAAUGGAUAUAACGUACUUAAUGAAAAUUGAUCCACUACGAUCAAUUGAAUGGUCUUUUGGGGACUUGUUAGAUAUACCUCUUUUCGGUGUCUGUUCGUCUGGAGAAGCCAAACAAAAAACAAAUGCACAUUAUUGCUAGUAGUAACAAGAUCAAGAAUCAAUUGUCUUGUACAAAUUACACCUACAAAAUUACCUAAUUAAUGACUUUGCGUAGCUUUUUUAAUACCUACAUAAAGUUUUGUAAUGCAGUUCUGUUAUGAUGA